UAAUAAAUUAUAAAAUCAUUGUUGUUCUUAAUUCAUAUAACAUUUACUGAAUAUUAGCUGUCACUUUGGAAAAUAUCGUAUAGAGAAAUAUCUUCCUUUGUAAAUUUUGUUAGAGAAUCGAAACGAUGACGAUUCAGACUUUACCUCUUCCAGAGCUAGUAGAGUUGGCUUUAAGCACACCUGAUGCAGGAAUGGUUAAUUUUCAAAUUUUAAAAACUGUCCUACAUAUUUUAAUUAAAGAAGUAGGAUUAGAGAAAUUAUGUGCAAAAGUCAAUCUCGUUGAUAUAAAACCACAAAAGUUUCAAAUGCCUGAACUACCGCGAAGAUCAUCUGAAAUUGUAGAAUCAAUAUCUUUAGAUUUAGCAGAUCGUGCAGAAUCGGAAGUUCUCAAUCAAAUAAAUUCCGUCGAAGCAGCGAGCGAAAUGGCCUCGCAAAACAAUUUUAAAGACACAGUUAAAACCCCUAGAAAUGUAUGUACAUAUUUAACAGCAAAAUAUAAAGAUUCUAGAGAAGAUGCAGAAAGCAAUAGUACUAAGGAUUCAUCGGAUUUAGAAAGCUCCAGUGAAUUAUCGACUUCCAUAAAGGAUAAAAAAUUAGUUGAAAAUGAUAUCAAUGAUUUUUGGAAAGCAAUGUCUUUAAAUAGUAGAGUAACUGCACUCGAAGAUGGACUUGAAAAGAUUGUGGAUAUUAUCGAUGAGAAUGUAAGAGACGUUCAACAUUUCAAGAAAGAUAUAAAAAGAAGAUGCGAAAAAGACAAUGAAUCUAAAGUACUGCUACAAUUAAAUUUUGAUAAGCUUUAUCAGUCACAGAAUGAAAUAGUUGAGAAAGUGCAAUAUUUUGUAAUGAAAGAGAAUUUUGAAGAAUUGCGCGAUGCACAUUUACAAAACACAAAUGAGAUUUAUAAUUUAAUACAGUCAGCUGAUGAAAGAUUCAAUGUGCUUUCUAAAAAACUAGAAGGAGACUAUAAAAUGUCCGAUAUUCUCUUUGAUAUAUCCGAGAUUAGAACUAUUUUAAAGGUUCCACGGAAAAAAGCAAAAUCUUCGACACUUUCACCAUGUAAACUAAAUUCCGAAAUUGCGCCUGAAAUGUCACAUGCAAUGGAAAAUGCUACAGAAUUUGAAGAGUUUAAAACAAGAUUACAAAAUACUGAAGAGAAAAUCGAAAAGCUGGAAGAAUCGAAUCGAGAAAUGCUUAAAAAUCGCGAGGAAGAAAUUAUGUCAUACGAGGAAAAAAUGGCAGCAAAAGAAGAAGUUCUCAAUAAGUUAAUAUCAUUUAUGGCCAACUCAAAGGAGAAAAUAAUUAAUGUAGAAGAACUGUUAACGGCUUAUGAUGAAAGAAUAACAAAAUUAAAAGAAGCUAUUGUCGAAAUUGCGAAAAUCCAGGAUAAUAUGGCUGAAGAGGGUAAAAAGAAUGUCUUUGAUAUUAAAAACAAACUUGAAAAAACAUUUAUGGAGUUAGAAAAGUUUUCUUUAAUAGAGGAAAUCCACACUCAUUUGGAAGAUAUCAAAAUGAAUAAAGCAGAUAGAUUUGAAAUGUUUGAUGGACUAGAUAGAAAAUGUGACAGAACACAAGUUGAGGAUAAACUUGAUAAAUCUAUUUAUGAAUAUCACUAUGAAAAACUUAUAUCUGAUAUUAGCAAUUUGAAAACGAAAUUAGCUGAUCAGGAAGAGGAAGUUGUUAACGCUUUUAAAAAUUUAAGUGAUUUAAUGGAAGAUAAAUUUGAGAGAAAAGAAAUGGAAAUUUUUCAAGUAAAUUUAAAAGAACAGUUACAAUUAUUAGCAUCAAAGUUAAGACAUUUGAAGAGAACAGUUGAAGAAAGGCCACUUGCUGCUGGAAUUAAAAUUCGCUGUGUUUCCUGUGAUUCUCCAGUUCAGCGAAAAACAAAUGUUGUCAUAAGUGAUCCUAAUAACAAUAAAAAGAUUCCACAGUAUUCUGAAAGUAAAAGAUGUGAUGUAUCUAUCAGAGAAAUAGAAAAAUUAAUUCUGCCUGUAAAAGAAGGCUUCAAGAUCAGUUUUGUAUACCAUUGUCUCGGAGAAACUGAAUUAUCAAAAACUGUGUUCUCGGAAGGAGAUGAAUUGUUGGACCGCAUCAUUAUAGGAGAUGAUACUUGGGUGUCUCACAUGACUCCUGAGUCCAAGCAACAGUCAAUGGAAUGGUGA
Centruroides sculpturatus (bark scorpion) is the source of this 2159-nucleotide messenger RNA. Its product is annotated as COP1-interactive protein 1-like. The transcript has 17 exons. Lineage: Eukaryota; Metazoa; Arthropoda; Arachnida; Scorpiones; Buthidae. The record is from RefSeq and is a predicted model, not a curated record. Bases 126 to 2159 code for a protein of 677 amino acids.